This is a messenger RNA of Cicer arietinum (chickpea), 1871 nucleotides long. NCBI's taxonomy places the organism in Eukaryota, Viridiplantae, Streptophyta, Magnoliopsida, Fabales, Fabaceae. The record is from RefSeq and is a predicted model, not a curated record.
CAUUGUUGAACGAACUAUGUGCACCGGUUACCUCUCUUUAGAACGAGUUAUUCCACUCAACCACUCCAUUGAUAUGGAGACAUUGAUGGCUCGCGACAAAGCUCACCACUCAAGAAUCUUGGGUCGUGUUGGCUGCUCCUUCAACUUCACAGUCAAAGGCACAGCUGACCCAAACUCCUUUGGGUAAGGCUAACAAUCCUCCCCCCCUCUCUCAAAAACUCCUUAAUUUAUUGCUUUAGUUUCUUAUUCUCAUGUUCUUUUCUUUUACGGUAUGCUAUAUACGUUGUGUUAUGCAAAGAUUAUAUUGUAUCCAUGUGGUGCAAAGGAUUAGCUCAGGAUUAGUACAUUGUACCAAACCGUGAAUAUGCUUGAAGUCGACACAAAAACUGAACCGUGUUUAUCAGAGGAUAUAUUAUCUGUUCUUUCAACAAUUAGACAUAUUAUCUUAUCAUAUUUUUCAUCUAUUCAAAAGAAAAACGUUUUUCAUAUUAACGUAGCUCUGCUUUGGAAAUGAAUGUUGGUUUUUAUGAUUAGGAUGUAUACUACCAAAGUUAAAUUGGGAUAUCCGCCAAAGGAAUUUACUGUAAUGAUUGAUACUGGAAGUGACCUUUUGUGGGUCAACUGCAAAUCUUGUAAUAAUUGUCCUCAAUCUAGUGGACUUGGGAUUAAGCUUAAUUUUUUUGACACGGUUGCUUCAUCCACGGCUGGGUUGGUUAAAUGCUCAGACCCCAAUUGUCCUUUUGGAGUUCAAGGUGCGGAUGUUCAAUGCUCUCCUCGUGUUAACCAUAAUCCGUGCAACUACUCCUAUCAUUUUCAAGAUGGGAGUGGUACCUCAGGUGUUUAUGUCAUUGAUGACAUUUACUUUGACACAAUCAUCGGACAAUCGGCCAUUGUUUUUUUUGGGUGUAGCACCCAUCAAUUUGGACGAUUGAAUAACACAAUAAGAGCGCUUGAUGGAAUCUUUGGGUUUGGCCUUGGUCCUCUAUCAAUUGUAUCACAAUUGUCACCACAAGGAAUAAUACCCAAAGUUUUCUCUCAUUGCUUGAAAGGAGAUGGUAAUGGAGGAGGUAUUCUAGUUCUUGGUGAGAUUGUGGAGCCAAGUAUUGCAUACAGUCCACUUGUCCCAUCCCAGACUUAUUACAACUUGAAUCUUGAGAGUAUUGCUGUCAAUGGGAAAAUUCUCUCAAUCAAUUCAGUUGUAUUUGCAUCAUCAAAAUCUGACAACCGAGGAACUGUUAUUGACACUGGUACAACAUUGACAUAUCUUGUUCAAGAGGCCUAUGAUCCUCUUGUCAAUGCAAUAACCACUGCUGUGUCACAAUUUAGCAGUCCCUCUAUUUUAGAAGGAAACCAAUGCUAUUUGGUCUCAACAAGUAUAGAUAUUUUUCCUUCUGUCACUUUUAACUUUGCGGAUGGAGCAUCCAUGGAUCUAAAACCAGCACAAUACCUUCUGCACUAUGAUUUAAUGGAUGCUGCAAUGUGGUGUUUAGCUUUCCAGAAAGCGCAAAAUGGACUCUCAAUAUUAGGAGAUCUUGUCCUAAAAGAUAAGAUAGUUGUUUAUGACUUGACUAAUCGGCGGAUUGGAUGGACCAACUAUAACUGUUCAAUGCCGGUCAAUGUCUCAAUAACUCUGAGCAAGGACAAGAAUAUUAAUCCAAGAACUAGAUGGUCGAGUGCCAACAAUCUAGAAAUAAGGAUUCUCUAUGAACUAUUACCUGUAACAUUGUGGCUAUUACCUGUAACAUUGUGGCUUUUUUUAUGUCUAUAAUACAAUCUUCAUCCACAUUGUUAUUUAAAUCUAAUAUUAAAGUGAGUUCAUAGAAGAUGAAAGAUUUGAUCUAAAUUAAUGUAAUUUUAGAAAUUAUAUGUCA